This is a messenger RNA of Nycticebus coucang (slow loris), 1765 nucleotides long. It is a transcript of the gene NRM, whose product is annotated as nurim. NCBI's taxonomy places the organism in Eukaryota, Metazoa, Chordata, Mammalia, Primates, Lorisidae. The record is from RefSeq and is a predicted model, not a curated record. Bases 360 to 1148 code for a protein of 262 amino acids. The transcript is spliced from 4 exons. Gene Ontology annotation, cellular component: nuclear membrane.
UUUUUGAGACAGAGUCUCACUAUGUCACCCUCGGUAGAGUGCCGUAACGUCACAGCUCACAGCAACCUCAAACUCUUGGGCUUAAACGAUUCUCUUGCCUCAGCCUCCCAAGUAGCUGGGACUACAUCUCUGGGGAUUCUAACAUUCCCUUCUGUGACGCGGGGUUUGCAGGCUCAGAAACGAACCCAAGCAACCGCGCUGCAGCUAGCCGGGAGAUGGCAACGCCCAGCGGGCCGGAAAGGCGUGCAGAAGCCCCACCCACCAGGGCGGGAUCCCUAAGGGAAGGCAGGGUAGGGGGCGGGGCCUAAGGCCGCGGGAAUCCCAAACCCGCCCCUUUCCCCACCCCUCGAUUUCUCGCCAUGGCCCCUGCACUGCUACUGGUCUCUGCUGCCCUCACCUCUUUCAUCCUAGCCUUUGGCACUGGAGUGGAAUUCGUGCGUUUUACCUCCCUUCGGCCACUUCUAGGAGGAAUCCCGGAAUCUGGUGGUCCGGUUGCCCGCCAGGGAUGGAUGGCUGCCCUGCAGGACCGCAGCAUCCUUGCCCCCCUGGCUUGGGAUCUGGGGCUCCUGCUACUAUUUGUUGGGCAACACAGCCUCAUGGCAACUGAGACAGUGAAGGCGUGGAUAUCUCAGUACUUUGGGGUUCUUCAGAGAUCACUGUAUGUGGCAUGCACUGCCCUGGCCUUGCAGCUGGUGAUGCGGUACUGGGAGCCUGUACCCAGAGGCCCUGUAUUGUGGGAGGCUCGAGCUGAACCAUGGGCCACCUGGGUGCCCCUCAUGUGCUUUGUGCUUCAUGUCAUUUCCUGGCUCCUCAUCUUCAGCAUCCUUCUCGUCUUUGACUAUGCUGAGCUCAUGGGCCUCAAACAGGUUUACUACCAUGUCCUGGGUCUGGGUGAGCCUCUGGCCUUGAAGUCUCCCCAGGCUCUGAGACUCUUCUCCCACCUGCGCCACCCAGUAUGUGUAGAGCUGCUGACUGUGCUGUGGGUGGUGCCCACCCUGGGCACUGACCGACUCCUCCUUGCUCUCCUCCUUACCCUUUACCUGGGCCUGGCUCACGGACUUGACCAGCAAGACCUCCGUUACCUUCGGGCCCAGCUACAAAGAAAACUCCACGUGCUCUCUCGGCCCCAGGAUGGGGAGGCAGAAUGAGAAGCCAACUCUAGUUCCAAGUCCUAUACUUCCUCUCCUCCUCAAAUUUAAAUCCUUUUACAUCCAGGCCCUGGCUGCUUCAGACCAAAGGCUCAAAUCCACAGAAUGAGGGAGAUGCCCCUUCCAUUCCUUCAAACUUCAUUCCCUGGGUUCACCUUCAUCCCCUAAAUUCUGAGUUUCAAUCACUGGACCCAAGUCUACUUUUCACCAGCCAGGAGGAGGGUGGGUGGCACUUAUCUGUACCCUCACAAUUUAGGGCAUGACAUACUCCCCCCAACAGCCUCCUCACAAGGAAAGGCUCUGGCCUGACCACUCCCCUGGCACUGUUACUGGCCCCUGUACCUCAGGGAUCCCCUUCUCCACGUUUUACUUCCACUUCAAGAAGCUGGACCAGGGCCUGCAAAGUCUGACAGCCUGUCUGCCUGUCCAGGUCCAAGCCGUGGUUCUCCACUCCCCGCCCUAGUUUUUCUACCUCCUUAGACCCCGCCCUCCCCUGGGCUUGGUCCUCCAACCUAGCCAAAGUGAUGCUCUUCCUCUUGACUGGGUGUCUUAGGGAUCCCUGUACUGCAGAGAAACACGUGCUGCAGGAAAAUAAAAUUCAACCUGUUGUUUCUACA